Messenger RNA from Megalobrama amblycephala (Wuchang bream), 993 nucleotides. RefSeq names its product immediate early response 3 interacting protein 1 (gene ier3ip1). The record is from RefSeq and is a predicted model, not a curated record. Gene Ontology annotation, cellular component: Golgi membrane; COPII-coated ER to Golgi transport vesicle; endoplasmic reticulum membrane. Gene Ontology annotation, biological process: endoplasmic reticulum to Golgi vesicle-mediated transport. Lineage: Eukaryota; Metazoa; Chordata; Actinopteri; Cypriniformes; Xenocyprididae. Bases 68 to 316 code for a protein of 82 amino acids. The transcript is spliced from 3 exons.
UAGCGGCGCGUUUGUGACGUAACUAUGCGCGACGCAAGUUCUUUUACGUCAGCACAAUAGUGCCAACAUGGCGUUCACACUGUACGCACUGAUUCAAACAGCGAUAUUAUUCACUAAUGCUGUCGCAGUUCUACACGAAGAGAGGUUUCUUAGUAAAAUUGGCUGGGGGGCAGAGCAAAGUAUUGGAGGAUUUGGAGAUGAACCUGGGAUUAAAGCACAGCUUCUGAACCUUAUUCGUUCUGUCAGGACUGUCAUGAGAGUACCUUUGAUAGCAGUGAAUUCAGUGUGUAUCGUCUUACUAUUACUGUUUGGAUGAAGAAAGAAUGGAUUGCGGCAGAUCAAGAUCUAAUGUGGAACAUAGUGAAUGUGGGAAAGGAAAAUGGACUGUUUUUGUAUCUGUGGUUCUAAAUGUUGCUCUCCAAUGUCUGAAAAUUGUAUCCUGAAUGAAUUACUGUAAGUACUCUGGUAGUUUUAUAUGACAAAAAUAUCCGUAAACAUUUUUCUUUUCAUGUUUUGUAACUUUAUGGAAGCCCCUGUCUCUCCCUCUGUACAUGCUGUUUUUGUCACAUUCAAGGUCUAGUAAAGUGUCAGUUCCUCAAGCAUCAAUGUAUUUCUUAGAACAAGCAACAAUGGAAGCAACCAGGUUUGCGAAAGCCAUACCAUCUCUUGACACCUGAAAUGUUUUUUUAUUUUUCUCAAAUGUAAGGUUCCCUAAAGCUAAACAUCUCUUGGUUUCAAAGACAGCUUGGAAAGUAAAAGUUGGGUUUAAUAUAUAUAUAUAAAGGCAUAAGGGUAAAGUCUCUGAGUUUUAAUAAAGAUGUGCUGACUGUGCUGAAAGUGUUGUGUAGUUAUCAAGCUUUAAGAUACAACACACAUGGUCUAAAGGGUUUGAAACGUUUGACCAAAGUAGCCUCUGUCCUUAUAAGCCAGUCAUUUAACAUUAAUUAUUAUUUUCAGGUUUUAAUAAAGUGAUUUUGUCUCUUCAUCUGUCAA